Molecule: messenger RNA, 1176 nt
Organism: Thecamonas trahens ATCC 50062
Lineage: Eukaryota; Apusomonadida; Apusomonadidae
Exons: 2
Coding region: 1-1176 (391 amino acids)
Biological process (GO): regulation of alternative mRNA splicing, via spliceosome; alternative mRNA splicing, via spliceosome; mRNA splice site recognition
Cellular component (GO): precatalytic spliceosome; catalytic step 2 spliceosome
Molecular function (GO): RNA binding
Source: RefSeq, a predicted model, not a curated record
AUGUCGUACUCUGGACAGAAGCGUGAGGCUGAGGGCUCGUGGGGAGGCGAGCAGGCGUCCAAGUCGCGCAAGACGCUCUCCGGCUCGGCCAUGCCGACGGCCAAUUCGGCCGGCAACGGCGCAGGCGGCGCGGCCGGAGCUGGAGGCUACGGCUACGCUCAGUCUGGCUACGGCUAUGCUGCGCCUGCUGCCGGUGGCUAUGGGUAUGCUGCUGCUGCGCCGAGCGCCGCCGGGUACGACCCGUCCGGAGCGUGGGCUGCGGCGGGGUACGCCGGCUACGGCUAUGCCGCUGCGCCCGCUGCCGGCGGAUAUGGGAUGGCGGCUGGCGGCGCGCCGGCGGGCUACGGCUACGGUGCAGGCGUGGGCGGAGCCCAGGCGCCUGGGAUGGAGGAGAACCGGGUGUAUGUUGGAUCCAUCUCGUACUCGGCCAACGAGGGUGACGUGCACGCCCUCUUCUCGCAGAUUGGGCCCAUCCAGUCCAUUACCAUGCCCCGCGACCGCGAGCUCGACCGCCACAAGGGCUUUGCCUUUGUCGCCUUCCACUACCCGCAGUCGGCGUACCAGGCCAUUGCGUCGCUCGACGGCUACGAGUUUGCUGGCCGCAACCUCCGGGUCUCGCGCCCCCAGAACCCGGCGGUGACCCGCGGCGACAGCUCGGGCGGCCACGCUGGCGGCCACAUGGGCGGCCACGGCGCGCCCUCGCACGUCAUGGACCUGCGCCUCUCGGACCACAACCCGCCGCCGGGCGUCGACCCCUCGGCGUCAACCCGCCCCAACCGCAUCUACGUCGGCGCCAUCCAGUUUGCUGCCUCGGCCCACGACGUCAAGGCCGCCUUUGAGCUCGUCGGCCCCGUCCGCAAUGUCCAGCUCAUUGCCCACCCGGCCUCGGGCCGCCACCGCGGCUACGGCUUUGUCGAGUUCUGGCACCUCGAGUCAGCCGACCGCGCCGUCCAGACCAUGAACGGCUACGACCUUCAGGGCCGCCCGCUCAAGGUCGACUGGGCCUCGCCGCCCAACGACCCGAAGCUCCGCAACGAGGUCGCCGCUGCUGUCCCCGCCCUUGCAGACACCGCCGUCCCGCUUGCCGAGCAGCCUGCCGCUGCCCCGGUCGCCGACGCCCCGACCUUUGCCACCUACUCUUCCGAGUCGUUUGGCGCACCCCACCCCUUCCGCUGA